AUGACACAAUCAACCAGAAUACCAAUUUUAUCCUACUCCCGUUUCAACAGCAUUGUUGAAGCACCAUUGGGAUUUCAAAGUAUAAUUAACCCUAUAGAUAAACAGAAUUGGUCACAUUACAGAGAAAAUACAGAUAUUUAUAUGAGAAUAGAUGUGUUUCCAAAUUUAUCAGUAAAACUGGAGAUUAUGCUAGAUAGUAUUGGGGUGACAGAACAAAUAUUUUUCCCUAUAAUGCAGAACCGAGAACUGAUACAAUUCACAACUCUUAAUCCGACAAUUUCAUGCAAAUAUUUGGUAAGAUCAAAUGAUACAAUAUAUAUGAAACGAUUUCAAGUGGUUUUGAAUAACGAAGAGAAUUAUCAGAAAAUCAUACAGAAUUUAAAUAAAUUUGGAUGUUUGAUCAAAAAUGCAAAAUUUCAAGCACCUAAACCGCUGCCACCGAUGAACUAUAUAAAUAACAUCAGAGGACCCAGCUUCGCAACUUUUGAUAACCGCCAAAUAAAUAACCAGAUUCGUAGCACUUUAAAAAUGUCUCAAAUGUUAAGGAAUAACACUCUGGAACAUGUUACUUCGUUGCCUGCAGAAGAUUUAUUAAAGGAUAAUAAAGAGUCAAACGAUAAUUUUGGUUUGUUGGAAACCCAACAACUUGUAAUCAACGAAGCAGAAACAAGUACAGUUAAUAAUUUUGAAAGCAUAAAACAUUCCCCUCCAAGUGAUUUAAAAAUUAAUAACUUUGUCACGGAACCGAACCUAAUCAAAACACCUCUUAUGGAUCAAAAUAUUAACAAUGAAACGAUUGACGAAAACUUAAGUAAAAUCGGGACCUCCCCUAAAUUAAAUAAUCAGGACACAACAGAAAACACUGGUAGUAUUAUUAAAUUCACUGACUGCAUUAAAGGACCAAAAGUUGCAAGUGAAAAUAUUACUAAAUCUAACUUAUCAAAGAACAAAUAUCAUAUUAGCAAAACUACAGUUUUAAAAAAAAUAAAAGAUCCGUCUUUUAUGUUAUAUGUUGACCGACUUGAAAAUAUUUUGGGGGAAUUAUUAAAAGAAUAG
Tetrapisispora phaffii CBS 4417 is the source of this 1056-nucleotide messenger RNA. It is a transcript of the gene REC114, whose product is annotated as Rec114p. NCBI's taxonomy places the organism in Eukaryota, Fungi, Ascomycota, Saccharomycetes, Saccharomycetales, Saccharomycetaceae. The record is from RefSeq and is a predicted model, not a curated record. Gene Ontology annotation, biological process: reciprocal meiotic recombination. Bases 1 to 1056 code for a protein of 351 amino acids. The transcript has 2 exons.